GCUGAGAGCAAGAGAGGCACAGAGUCCCGCAUUGGUGCAGAGGCAGCAAGUUAGCCCGCCGCCCGUCUGUCUGUCCCCAGAGCCAUGGAGAGAGCCAAUGUGAUCCAGAAGGCCAAGUUGGCAGAGCAGGCCGAACGCUAUGAGGACAUGGUAGCCUUCAUGAAGGGCGCCAUGGAAAAGGGUGAGGAGCUCUCCUGUGAAGAGCGAAACCUGCUCUCAGUAGCCUACAAGAACGUGGUGGGCGGCCAGAGGGCUGCUUGGAGGGUCCUGUCCACCAUUGAGCAGAAAAGCAAUGAGGAGGGCUCAGAAGAGAAGGGCCCCGAGGUGCGAGAGUACCGAGAGAAGUUGGAGACUGAGCUCCGGGGUGUGUGUGACACUGUGCUGGGCCUGCUGGACAUGUACCUCAUCAAGGAGGCCGGGGAUGCCGAGAGCCCGGUUUUCUACCUAAAGAUGAAGGGUGACUAUUACCGCUACCUGGCUGAGGUGGCCCCCGGGGACGACAAGAAGCGCAUCAUCGACUCAGCCCGGGCAGCCUACCAGGAGGCCAUGGACAUCAGCAAGAAGGAGAUGCCGCCUACCAACCCCAUCCGCCUGGGCCUGGCCCUGAACUUUUCCGUCUUCCACUACGAGAUUGCCAAUAGCCCCAAGGAGGCCAUCUCGCUGGCCAAGACCACUUUUGACAAGGCCAUGGCUGACCUGCACACCCUCAGCGAGGACUCCUACAAAGACAGCACCCUCAUCAUGCAGCUGCUGCGAGACAACCUGACACUGUGGACAGCUGACAACACCGGGGAAGAGGGGGGCGAGGCUCCAGAGGAGACCCAGAGCUGAGCCGAGUCACCACCUGCCCUGCCCUGCCCUGCCUGUUCCAGUCACCCACCCCGUGGAGAGGACUAGUGUGGGGUGGGAGGCCCCACCCUUUCUCCCCAAGGCUCUAUGGAGAGGACUUGCAGAGCUGAGGCCAUCCAGGGUCGGGGUCCCACACUUCAUGCAGAUGUCAAGUGCUCCUAACCCUUGAUCAUCCCACCCACCCCAGCUCUCCGCACCCCC
Messenger RNA from Nycticebus coucang (slow loris), 1050 nucleotides. Its product is annotated as 14-3-3 protein sigma-like. The record is from RefSeq and is a predicted model, not a curated record. The coding region runs from base 85 to 831 and encodes 248 amino acids. Gene Ontology annotation, molecular function: protein kinase binding. Lineage: Eukaryota; Metazoa; Chordata; Mammalia; Primates; Lorisidae. The transcript has a single exon. Gene Ontology annotation, cellular component: cytoplasm. Gene Ontology annotation, biological process: signal transduction.